AUGAAAUUCCUCAACAAGAACGCCUACAUCCAGAUCGCCCUGAAGGGCACAAACUUCUGCACGUCUGCGAGGAAGGCGUUCGAGCUCCUUCUGCGGAACAUCAUCCGGUUUGGUUCGCUUUCUAUGCUGGGCUCAUUGAUUUGUGGCAUAGGGACGGUAUUCACCUGUGCUGCUACGGGCAUUACGGGGUAUUUCGUUAUGCAGUCUUUCUAUCCUGACAUCAGUCCAAUCGUCAAUGUCGUGGUCUACUGUCUGCUGGGCUUCAUAACUGGCCGGCUCUUCUUGAAUGUGAACUCGCUGACAUGUGACACAAUGAUGCACUGCUUCAUCAUUGCAGAGGAGUCA
This is a messenger RNA of Symbiodinium pilosum, 345 nucleotides long. The record is from the annotation of a GenBank genome assembly. Lineage: Eukaryota; Dinophyceae; Suessiales; Symbiodiniaceae.